AGGUCUUAAAUGAUGAUUUUGACGAAGACCACGACGAGAUGGUGGUAGUGAAAGACAUCGAGAUGUUCUCCAUGUGCGAGCAUCACUUAGUGCCGUUCUACGGAAAAGUCUCUAUCGGAUAUUUACCCUCCGGUAAAGUGCUAGGUCUAAGUAAAUUGGCUAGGAUCGUGGAAAUCUUUUCCAGGCGACUUCAAGUGCAAGAAAGACUCACCAAACAGAUUGCUGUGGCAGUUUUAAAGGCGGUUCAGCCUAAUGGUGUAGCCGUGAUUAUAGAGGGAACGUAAGUGGUG
Messenger RNA from Sitophilus oryzae (rice weevil), 290 nucleotides. Its product is annotated as GTP cyclohydrolase 1-like. Lineage: Eukaryota; Metazoa; Arthropoda; Insecta; Coleoptera; Curculionidae. Gene Ontology annotation, molecular function: zinc ion binding; GTP binding; GTP cyclohydrolase I activity. The record is from RefSeq and is a predicted model, not a curated record. Gene Ontology annotation, biological process: tetrahydrobiopterin biosynthetic process; tetrahydrofolate biosynthetic process. Gene Ontology annotation, cellular component: cytoplasm.